This is a messenger RNA of Kockovaella imperatae, 997 nucleotides long. RefSeq lists its product as hypothetical. Bases 107 to 985 code for a protein of 292 amino acids. Lineage: Eukaryota; Fungi; Basidiomycota; Tremellomycetes; Tremellales; Cuniculitremaceae. The record is from RefSeq and is a predicted model, not a curated record. The transcript is spliced from 3 exons.
CAACCGAAGUGCAAUCGAAAUGACCCAGGUAUGACAUUGGGCCUUCUGUCAAGGUUGACAUUGCUCAAUCUCUUCUGUCGUCACAUAAUCACUGCUCCGACAUGAGAUGAGACAUGAUGUCCAGGAGCAAGUCGACUUGUUCGAGUGCCUGCGGGCCAUGUACCCUUUAACAUCAGAGCUGGAAGUUUCUGAACAGACUGCGCUCUGGCUAUCGGACCGCGAAUCUGGAGCCGCCUCUGCCUCGUCCAGGGCAUGCGACAGCCUGGAUGCUCUCAUCAACCUCGAGAUAGAAUCAGAUCUCACGCUCUUGAUUCACGUUGGCAUCUCCAUACCGUUGAACCACUCGGCUGUCACUGUGCUCCCUCGACAACCUGAAUGGAUGACGAGAUCGUCCUUUGACUCGUUCCUUUUGGCAAUGCCGAAGAGCAGGCCAGACAAUAGCGAUAUGAGCGAGCACCUACUAGGCUCAGUGGAUUGGAUCAGAAGCCAUGCGCUGGAAUAUAGGACGGAACAGAAAAGCAAGACCUUUGCCGAGGCUGAGGACAAGCAGACCAACAACGCAUUUCGGCGCCUCGAGCGGGUCUGGUUCUGGUUCCCCUCGCUCAGCUCUAAGGAAAAGCGUAGAGACCUGGUAGAUUACGCAGCGGAAUACGAUUUAAAGGGCUUCGUGCUAGCAGGAAAGCCAGGUCUGCUGUGCCUAGAAGGGGAUGGCUCCAAAGUCGACAAGUAUAUGUCGGCUGUCAAGUCUGAAUCCUGGUCUGACAUUCCAUCCUAUCAGAAGAAAGUCACUGAAAGGCUGCGCAAACCACUUGUCGACUCUCAACGGCGAUUCGCAGACAUGAAAGACAUUGCCCACCUCGUCCCUCAGUAUGGCCAGUACAAUCACAGGGGAGAGAUGAGCGAGGUCAAAAGAUUGAUGGAUCAAUGGGGCGUAGGCGAAGACUUUGGCAGUGUCGUGAUGAGCAGCGGUGCAAGCACGUCGUGAAGAGCACACAAC